Messenger RNA from Drosophila gunungcola (fruit fly), 6454 nucleotides. RefSeq lists its product as uncharacterized. The record is from RefSeq and is a predicted model, not a curated record. Bases 584 to 3883 code for a protein of 1099 amino acids. Gene Ontology annotation, molecular function: monocarboxylic acid transmembrane transporter activity. Lineage: Eukaryota; Metazoa; Arthropoda; Insecta; Diptera; Drosophilidae. Gene Ontology annotation, biological process: transmembrane transport. The transcript has 13 exons.
CCCGACGAGCCAGUCUCUACUGCUUUCCUCUCUAACCGCGUCGGUCGGUGUUUUCUUUGCCCACAUCUGCUGCUCCGUUUUCCCAGUGUAUCGCAGUGCCUCCAGUAAAUCAAAAAAAAAAAAAAGAAAUUGUCAAAAAAAUAAAUGAAAGAAGGCAAUACAAGCAAUAAAUAAAAACCAGCCAAGAAAACAGGCAACCGUGAAAAUAUAAAUAUAAAUUCCUGGCAUCAACUGUCAGCGACAGCGGCAUUUUUCCAGCACGAUGUUGUUUCUAUUCGUAUGGCGAUUUUAGUGGGCUAACACAAUUUUGCGCUUGGCUUGCAAACGUUCGAGAUGGCCCCAAAUGGAUUCGGUCGGACACUGGCGGCGGCAGCUGCCUAGAAAUCCUGGAGAGCUCUACCCCGAAACUGAUACCGAAAACAAAACCGAAUCCGAAACCAAAACCAAAACCGAGACCCCAGACUCGAAAAUAAUGUGCUGCAGCAGCGGGCAUUAUUGAAGUUGACAAAACACUUCGGCACACGCACACAACGAGUUGAAAGCAGUGGGUUAAAAGCAUUUUUGGCGGAUCCGGAGGAGAACAAUGGUCAUCCAGUGCACAUGUGAUUGCAACUGCAGUGAUAGUAGAGAUAACCGGAGCAUAAUAUCCUGCCUGCAGCCGUGCAAGUUGGGCUCCUCGUUCGGUGGCGAUGAUAUGGAGCCAAGGAUACCGUACUAUCGACGCCUAUCGAAUACCUCAUCGGCGCUCUACGGCAGCUGUCCCCAAUUGUUGCCCACUGGCAGUAAUCACCAUUCCUGGCUGAGAAUCCCCAAGAACAACCAGGAGAAUACGCAGGAGAAUUCUGAGAAGAAUCCCCAGGAGAAUACCCAGGAGAAUCCCUCGGAUAAUCCACGACAGUAUUCAAGUCUGGUGAGGCCCAAACAACGCAGUCCAGUGCUAUGCAAUAAAUCCUGGUGGGUCUCAUGUCCAAGGCUUUCCUAUUUGCCGGCUGAGCAAACGAAUAUGCAGUCCACUGCCACGCCCUCCCGUCACUGCCAUGGAAGCGGGGGCGUUGGUGGCCAAACCACCAGCACACCACCCACUCUGCCCAGAUUUCCGAGCAAACGGCAUUGCGACAAUUUUGGCAGCUAUGCCACACUGCCCACCAUCGAGCAGCAGAUGCCCAUGAUGCCCCACUGUAGUCGACACGGUGGUUUAGUGUCUGGUUCUGGAGUGGGUGGUGCUGGUGCUGGGAUGAUGCCUGCCCCACCGCCGCCCCGCUAUGCGAAUCCCAAUUUGAAUGGCUGCUGUUAUAUGUACAAUCCAAUGCCCGCCACCGCCCACCAGAGUCAGAGUCAGAAUCAGAGCCACCUUCAGCAUGGCCAGCACCACCCACAGCACCACCAGCACCACCAGAAUCACCACCCCCACCACAACCACCCCCACCCGCACACCCACCAUUACACCCCGCAAUACUGCCUCUGCGAUAAUUGGUACCAUCAGCCACAGCAACAGCACCACCAACAAAGGAGCAAGAACCUAAUGGCCAACGGCGGCUGCUAUUUUGGUUACGAAGCAAAUCAUCAUCCCAGCCUCCAUGCCACGCCCCCUCAUCCCAGCCACAUAACCGAUGAGGAGGAUUCGGCAUUUCCCGGACUGGCCGAUCGAGAGUUCCACCUGCUGCACCGGAAUAUUCCGGCCCUGCGACGAACCGGCGUGGACACCACACGGAUUAGACAGUACUUUUAUCCCGAUGGCGGCUGGGGCUGGAUCAUUUGCGGAGUGUCCUUUCUGGUCCACAUCCUGACCACAGGACUCCAGCUGAGCUACGGCCUUUUGUGGUUCUAUGCCGUUCAGUAUUUGCAUAAUACCAGUGGCAUAGAACUGCUGGGCGCCCUGAGCUGGUCAGUUUCCAUGGUGGCCACAUCGUUUGUGGUGUCCCUCUGUCGCAAACGCUCCAUCCGCCUCCUGUCCAUCGUGGGCGGACUGGUGAUGCCCCUGGGCAUAUUGUUCACCUCAUUUGCCACGGAAUUUGGCCAGGUUGUUUUCAGUUAUGGCGUCGUCUUCGGAGUGGGAGUGGCCAUGGUGCGGGAGGCAUCCACCGUGAUGCUGGGCAAUUACUUUAAGCGGCGCCGUCAAUUCGUCGAAAUGGUGGCCAUGUCCGGCGAGGGAGUCGGCAUCGCUUUGUUCUCCGUCAUUCUGAAGGAGGGCGUGGGCAAGGCGGGAUGGCGCCUGGGCCUCCAGAUUGUGGCCGCCCUGACGGCACUCAGCUUUUUCAUGGGCCUAAUGUACCGGCCCGCCUCCCUUUACCAUCCCCAGCGUCGGGCCAUCCAGCAUCUCAAAAAUCAGCGCAAAAAGAUGCGGGAAAAGAAGCCGAUUCUCAGCCAGGAGGUGGAGAGCACACCGAGAUACUUGUUUCUGGACAUAUCAUCACUGAAGUCGGUGACUGUUAAAAUUCUACUCAUGACCUCCAGCGUGGCCUCCUUUGGCAUUUAUACACCCAUGUUCCUAAUGGCUCUUAAUGCCGCCGAGCAGGGCUCUGAUGUGCAAGAGUUGGUCCUCCUGCAAACUUUUUUGGGAAUUUCCAUGGCCCUGGGAGUGGUUAUAGCUGGAGCUUUGCUGCGACGCUGUUUUGUGAUCAGACACUUUGUGAUCAAUACCAAAAUAGUCACACAGAUGUUCAUAUCAAUUGUGGCCUUGGCUAUCCUGUUUCUAUCCUUUGUUAUGGGCUAUACAGGCCUUUGCAUACUGAGCUGGUUGUAUGGCAUUGGUCUGGGUGGGUUUCAAUACUCACUGAAAAUAUUGGCACUCGAGCGCAUAAAGCUGAAACACUUUUCCAAGGCUUGGGGUUUUAUACGGGGGGUUGAGUCAGUUCCUGUGCUGAUAAGCGUGCCACUCACCUCGUUUCUGAACGAUUACUCCCUUAAAUACGGUCGGGCUGGCUAUUACAUAUGCUCAGCGGCGGCAGCCAUCUCGGGAAUUAUAAUAUUUUUCAUAAGUGAGCCGCAGCAGCAGCAGUCGCAGCAGCAGCAGCAGCAGCAGCAAUUGCAUCAUCAUUAUCAGCAGAGAAAUGGCCAUUUGCCAACUCCCAUGCUGAUGCGCCACUCCUCCGCCCGCCAGCCGCGCCCCCAAUUGCCGAUGGACUACGGCUAUGGGGAAUACCCCGCCCCCGCCCCGGAUCUCCUCAGUCGGAGCUGCAUUAGUCUCAAUCAAAUGGAGCCCUACCUGCAAGCCAACUACUGCCAAAGGCACAUGUUUCAGCAGCAGCAACAGCAGCAGCAACAGCAGCAGCAGCAGCAACACUCCCACCUGCAGCAGUUGGCCUGCCACAAUCUCGAUUUGCAGCAGCAACAGCACCAGGUGCGUGGAGCCUACCAGUUGGGCCAGGGGAGCAUUGGGGCCAGGAUGGGAAAGCGACUGCAGCGGAGUCUGUCCUUCAUUCAGCAGCACAGCAACUGCUGCGACGGCCAGAUGUACUGCAGUUGGCACAGCACCUACGAACUGGGCUGUCACAAGAGCAACAAGAACCCCGGAUCGGCGGACCGACAGCCAUUGAUAUGCACCUGCAGCAGCAGCACCAGUCCAAAUAGGACCUUUGGCCAGCCCCAUCCGCCCAGUUCCACCCGAAGUCGCAGUGUUCCGGAGGGUUUAUCCUCGAUGUCGCAGCAGUGUAACUGUCGCCAGGUUCCCGCCCCCUUUCCGCCACCCACCAGGGAGUUCAUCUACGUGCCGCACGCCUACGCCUCCCUGCAAAGGACACCCCAUCGGCAAAGUCAGGUUUCGAGUUCUGGGGGGGGCAAUGCCACGUUGCGAAACAAUCCACAAUGCCGCCUGAAACGAUCCCAAUCCCUGUGCCGACCCACUGCCGUGCAGUUCGUGGAGCAAAUCACCACUUCCGUAUAGGAAAACAGGGGGAGUGACAAGGGCACUCGGAAAAAAAGGGUACCAGAAAGGCACUAAAUCGACAGAGAUAUAUAUUUUUAUUUUAAAUCCUGUCCCAAACUUAAUUUCACAAUCUAAACUGCCACAAAAAUCUCCUCAGGUUUGAAACGAUUUAAAAGGUUUAUUUGAUUUAAAUAAAAAGGUCGUGUUUUGCCAUUAAUUCAAGGGUCUUUUUAUACUCUAGACACCUUUCAAAGUGAUUUUAGUGUCCUACAGAUUUAUGUGGCCCUUGAAGGUGUUGCUCCUAUAAAUCUUGGUUCCCAGUUUGAUUCCUUUUAAAAUUUGUUAUUAAGCUUUGUAAAAUUCUUCUUUAAAUUUUCAUCUGUUAGAAAUAUUUUUUCUCUGCCGAUUUUAUUCAGUCCCUCUUUUUUCCAGUGACAAGCAAAGCUGAAAAAAGCGAAGAAAAUCGAAGAGGUUCCCGCAGCAAUUGGGUCCUAUAAAACUUAUAUUUUGGUAUUGUGGUCUCAACCACACACACUCACAAACACACUCACAAACACACUCACAAACACACUCACAAGCACACACGACUACGUGAACCGCAUGCACAAUUUGUCAGAUCUCUUCUAGUCUUUUGUCGUAGCUCUAUUAGAAAUGUAAACUUAAAAACUCGAACCGAUUGAGGGCGAAAGUGUAACUGAAGACCCACAGCACCCAAACGAAAAACGAAACUCGAUGAAUUUUUCACUGAAAAUCCACAUUCAACUUUAACACAAACGCAUGUACUAAGCUAGGAUGAAAAUUUUUACUCAUUAGCAUAUUAAUAUUAUUAUUAUAGAGAUAACAGACAGACGGAAAAGCUUUAUCUUUGUCUCAAGCAAAAAGUAUUCAACUUGUGGCCAAUACAUAAAUAUUUAUGAGAUAAUUCAAUGAAGCGGAGAACCGAAAACAAACAAACUUCUUAAAUGGUCCAUUUUAUAAACGUGCAUACAAUUUAACCACCGAAAACCGAUUACCGAUUAAAUAUACAAGCGAGAAUGAGAAAGUGUACACGGACAUAAAGUCGAUCCAAUUAAACGACUCUUUUUUCCCGGAGGACAAGGCUGAGUUGUCCUGAGUGCCGAGUUUUUCGUGUCGGCCAAGUACUUUAUUUUUCAAUAACAAUUACUAUAUAUACUGCAUAAUUAAGACCCGUUUAACGGCGGACUACUGAACGAGGCCAAACGAAAUGGGCAAUGUAAAUGAAAAUUACAUUCGCCUUAUUUUCCAAUCGAAAUGAGGCAUAUGAAAUAAUAAUUAUUGCCGUUAUGAUAGCCAUAAUUAAUUGAGGCUGGCAUUACCAGGUAUUCAUUUCGGACAACUGCAAACAUUUUGUAAUGGAAGCAGAAAUUACCACUACAUUUUAUUGCUCUGAAUCUCUGAAAGAAAAUCUGUGCUUUUUUAGAUUCUCGAAUUCAUAUUAGCGAUUUUCUAGUAAAAAAUAGUUUUCAUGACAAGAAAACAUUCUUUAGGACUUCAAAAUUCACUAGAAACACCCAAUUAUAUUCAAAUUUUUUUUGCAAAAGUAACAUUGCGACAAUUUUAUCGAUUGGAAAACAUCUAAGGUAAUUACAAAAUAUAUUGUCUAUAAAUAACAUCAAAAAAAUUAAACAAAAUACGCAAAGCCAAUUUGUAAAUCAUUAGUAAUUCAUUAAUAAAAAGACUCGAAAGUCUAAAUAACAAAGACACAUUACAUACAAUUAAAAUGGAUAAAUGCAAAAAGCAAUAGCACGAUACACCAAAUAAAAACAGAAAAAAGAUCAACAGAAUAAAUGAAAUAUUUCAAAGGCUUCAAAAAAGCAAAUAAACAAGCAAGGGACACAUUACAAUACAUGAAAAAUCAUCAGCGGGUGAAAACUUGCAUAAAGUGAAUUUUAAAAUCAACUAGUAAAAUGGCAAUCGAAACAUAAACAAAAAUUGCAAAUUGCCCAACCAAUUUAAACAAUAUGUUCAAAGAAAACAAAAUGCAAAUUUCUAACGAAACGGAAAACCAAUUUAUAAAAAUUUCCAAAACGAAAUUAUACAUUUAUUAAAGGCUAUAAAAGAUGAAAUACGAAUUUCCCGCAUCUCACCUUCUUUGUAUAUAAAUUUCCAUUGAAAAUCCUCACAAUGCACAAAUAAAUGGACUUAAGUCAAACCAACUGCCAUAAAACGCGAAAUAAAAACGUUAGCAUUUGUUUAAAUAAAUCUAUACAAUACUUAGAAAAAUUAUUUUCUUUCAUGGUCCUUUAAAUUUAAUUAGAUUUAAAUUUUCGCCAAUUGUGUUCAGCGAAUACGAAAAACUUAGCAUAAAAUAAUAUUACAUUACAUCCUCAAGCAUAUCUAUGUGCCAAAAAAUAAACAAAAAACCAUGAACUAUUUGCAAUUCUGUCGAAAUAUGAGAAAAGAAAAACUAACCAACUUGAGGUACAACUUGUAGCUAAAACAAUUUUUAUCUGAUGGAAUUUAGAUACGUGAAAUUUUUCAGAGAAAAACCUAAGCGCAGCAACUCAUAUUUGUAACUCUUUAUCAUUAGUAGUUUAGUGUGAUAAAUGUUAAUAAAGAAACCAUAAA